AUACUACCAUGUACAGGGGCAAGUAUCUAUGGUGGUCAGUUUGCAUCAUGGAAAAACCAACACCCCUUGACAUCAUCUCCUUCCAUGAUGUUGACAGCAAACACAACGGCAUGGCGAGAUUGAACAGAACUGAAGCAGCGAACGGGCGCCGCCCCAGUGCCCCCUCCCCAGCCAGCCAGCCCUUCCAAGGGUGAUUCGGGGACAAACCAACAACCCAAGCCAAGGAAGGUCCCAAGGAAGGCACCCCUGAUUCUAUCACUUUUUUGCUGAGAGUGAUCUGAUCGCCUUGAACCUGCACCGGCACUCACGAAAUGUGAGCGAUCUCUUGCUGCCCACGCCAUGAGGUUCAGUUGCCUUUUCCGAUUUGUUGCCAACAGACG
Messenger RNA from Neurospora tetrasperma FGSC 2508, 380 nucleotides. RefSeq lists its product as uncharacterized. Lineage: Eukaryota; Fungi; Ascomycota; Sordariomycetes; Sordariales; Sordariaceae. The record is from RefSeq and is a predicted model, not a curated record. The transcript has a single exon. Bases 9 to 194 code for a protein of 61 amino acids.